Molecule: messenger RNA, 2251 nt
Organism: Nothobranchius furzeri (turquoise killifish)
Lineage: Eukaryota; Metazoa; Chordata; Actinopteri; Cyprinodontiformes; Nothobranchiidae
Product: delayed-rectifier potassium channel regulatory subunit KCNS2
Biological process (GO): protein homooligomerization; potassium ion transmembrane transport; regulation of delayed rectifier potassium channel activity
Cellular component (GO): membrane; voltage-gated potassium channel complex
Molecular function (GO): voltage-gated potassium channel activity; protein binding
Source: RefSeq, a predicted model, not a curated record
ACGUGAGAGAGCUACGUGUUGCUGCGCAGCAACAGAUAGGAGGAGACGAGCAAACACGCAGAGGGAUCCCGCUCUGACACACAGCAGCAGCGGCAGGGCGUCAAAGCCAGCAGCUACCUGUGGCUGGAGAACGGAGACAGAAGGAUGGAACAGCCUCUGUCUUCGGUCCAAAGGGUCGGAACCCGGAGAACCCAGGUCUCCGCUCAUUAGAACCAGAGGUUCUCUCCAGCUGUCAUGUUUCACCGCUGAAGAUGAGAGGAGCAUCAGGAGAACAGACCCAAGCGUAAAACAUGACAGGGCACGUGCUGAGGGGCUCGGGCAGCGGGAAUCGCAUGGAUGACAACGCGGCCAUCCGCAUCAACGUGGGCGGCUUCAAGAAGCGUCUCCAGUCGGACACCCUCUCCCGUUUCCCGGAGACCAGGCUCGCGCGCCUCCUGCAGUGCCGGUCCAAAGAGUCCAUCCUGGAGCUGUGUGACGACUACGACGACGCGGAGAAGGAGUUUUACUUCGACAGGAACCCCGCUCUCUUCCCCUACGUGCUGAAUUUCUACCACACGGGGCGGCUGCACGUGAUGGCCGAGCUGUGCAUCUUCUCCUUCAGCCAGGAGAUUGAGUACUGGGGCAUCAACGAGUUCUUCCUGGACUCCUGCUGCAGCAGCGCUUACCACUGUAGAAAAAUGGACCAGGACCGGGAGGACUGGGAAGAGCGGAGCGAUGAAGGGAGCACCACUUCCUCAUUCGAUGAGCUGCUGGAGUUUUACAACGAUGCUUCCAAGUUUGACAAGCAGCUGCUCGGGAGCGCACGGAGGCGCGUGUGGCUGAUGCUGGACAACCCUGGAUACUCGGUGGCCAGCCGCAUCAUCAGCAUCAUGUCCAUCCUGGUGGUGCUGGGCUCCAUCGCCACCAUGUGCAUGAACAGCAUGAGUGAGUUCAGCCUGGUGGACGCUGAGGAACAGGCCAUGGAGGACCCACGUUUCGAGAUGGUGGAGCUCUUUGGGAUCGCCUGGUUCACCCUGGAGCUAGUGGCCAGGUUUGUGGUGGCACCAGAUCUUCUGCACUUCUUCGACCACCCUUUAAACAUCAUAGACCUGGUGUCCAUACUUCCAUUUUACCUGACGCUCCUCAUCAACCUGGUAGUGGAGAGCAGCCCGGCCCUGGCCAACCUGGGACGGGUUGCUCAAGUUCUUCGGCUCAUGCGGAUCUUCCGCAUCCUGAAAUUGGCCCGACACUCCACAGGCUUGCGCUCGCUGGGGGCCACCCUCAGAAACAGUUACAAGGAGGUGGGCCUGUUGCUCCUCUACUUGGCAGUUGGUGUCUCAUUUUUCUCGGUGGUUGCCUACACAGUGGAGAAAGAGGACAGCGAGGACCUGUCCACCAUCCCGGCGUGCUGGUGGUGGGCCACUGUCAGCAUGACCACCGUGGGCUACGGGGACGUGGUGCCUGUAUCCAUAGCGGGCAAGCUCACCGCCUCAGCCUGCAUCCUGGCUGGGAUCUUAGUAGUUGUGCUUCCGAUCACGUUGAUUUUCAACAAAUUCUCACUCUUCUACAAAAGACAAAAGCAGCUGGAGAUCGCCAUGAGAAGUUGCGAUUUCGACGAGGGAAUAAAGGAGGCUCCCUCUGUCAAUCUGAGGAACUAUUAUGCUCACAAGGUGAAGUCCCUCAUGGCCAGCUUGUCAAACAUGAGCCGGAGUUCACCCAGCGAACAGAGUCUGAACGAAUCCCUUCACUGAGCAGGUUCAGUCUGGAGGAGGAGCUGUCCAUGGUGCUGAAAGACCCAGUGGGUUUCUCUGUAGCUCUGUCCAACAAGGUGUUAGUCACAGUGAGACAUCCGGAGAUAACAUGUAACCUCCACCAGACGUGACCACGUCCCUCCGACAGGCACUGCUGUUGUUGAUGUUGUUGUUUACAGUCCCAGUGACAGCGUGGACGUUCGUGUCUCUGAUGUUCAGCUGUGUUUGUGCUCCGUCGUGUUUGAAGCAGACUCCGUGUGUAGAUGUGGUGUUCCAACAGCACUAAAGCCAAACUCCAGCUCUCCUCUGUGUUUGUGUUGCUGUGCAGCCUGAGGAGAGAGCCGCCAUCUACACGUGGACGGAUAAACGGAUCUUAGUGGGAUUUGAUUUUCCUGUCCUGUCGUCAGAAAAAGGAUGUUGUUGAUCACAAGCAUGCAGCUGUAACAUGAAUAUGAAAUAAAUAUCAAGGAGGAACACUUAAUAAAUCUUUAAAAGUAAAUAGAGUAAAGAGCUCUAUGGCA